Biomphalaria glabrata is the source of this 2439-nucleotide messenger RNA. Its product is annotated as bifunctional peptidase and arginyl-hydroxylase JMJD5-like. The coding region runs from base 303 to 1616 and encodes 437 amino acids. The record is from RefSeq and is a predicted model, not a curated record. Lineage: Eukaryota; Metazoa; Mollusca; Gastropoda; Planorbidae. Gene Ontology annotation, cellular component: nucleus. The transcript is spliced from 6 exons. Gene Ontology annotation, molecular function: histone H3K36 demethylase activity.
UAGAUCUAGAUGUAGUUGAAAUUCUAGGUCUAGAGACAGAGAGAGUUAUAGAUCGACUCUAUGAUAAUUAUUAUCAGUAUAGACUACUAUAGUAGAUCUAUAUCAGUCUAGACCAUAUUUUAGACCUAAAUAAGGUUUAAUGAUAGUCUAAUCAUUAAAUGCUACUCUAGUAUAAGUCUCAUUCAACUCAUUGGUAGAUCUAGAUUUUUUUCUAGAUCUAAUUUUAAUUUAACUCGGACUUGUCUACAGUCAAGUAAAGGCCUAAAGUAAUCGUGAUGAGCAAGAUAUAAUAGAUCAAAAUAAUGGAAGAAAAGUCAGCCAUAAGGAAUUCUCUUAAAAAAUUACUGCCUGAAAAGCCUGAAGAUUUGCUGUCUAUAAUAUCAGAGAACACAGUGAUUGAAAACUCAGUGCUAAGCCUGAUUGAUGAAGCUGUACAGAAUCUCUAUCAUGGAAAUGACACUAAAGCUUUGGAUUUAUGUGAACCACUUUUAGACAAAGUUUGGGAAGAGUUAAACACUGGAUAUUGGAAGGAUGUCCCCAUGUGCUGGCGACAAGUCUAUUCAUUAGUAUCGGUGAUCAAAGCCCUUAGUGAGAGUGCUCUGUUAUCAGAUUCUUCUAGAAACAUUGAUCACAUGACCAUUUUGAAAACAUGUGACAUGGGUUUACUCAUGGGAGCACCUAUACUUAAUAACAUAUUGGCCAGAAUGUCAAGGGAGUUUCAAGAAGCGUUUGGAAUUCUUGGUAAAUGGAAAAGAGAGAAAACUGACGAGGACAGCUUGGAUUUUACUCAAGAAAAAAAACAAAAAUGUGAAGAUCCCAAAACUACAAAUGACUCAUCGGAAAGGAAAGAUGAAACUGCCUCUGAUUUCAUUUCACUUCCUCCUCCAAUAAAAACUCAGAAAACUAGAGAAGUACCGCGCUGCUCUUGCCCAUCUGUUGAAAUGUUUCAGGCAAUGUUUCAUGACCCUCGACAUCCAGUCAUCAUCACAGAUGCUAUAGGCUAUUGGCCAGCACUGACCACCCGUAAAUGGAGCAUUGAUUACCUGCGCUCAGUUGCGGGCUGCCGAACAGUUCCGGUGGAAAUAGGAGCCAGAUACACAGAAGACAGCUGGACACAGAAAUUGAUUACUAUCAAUGAGCUGAUAGAUAUAUACAUGAAGAAUGCCAACUCAGAGACCAAAGCCUAUCUGGCACAGCAUCAGCUGUUUGACCAAGUCUGGGAAUUGCGAGAUGACAUCAGUGUCCCUGUGUACUGUUGCCUUGGAGAUGAUGAAGAUGUAGAUAUCAAUGCAUGGUUUGGCCCAGCUGGUACAAUUUCACCUUUACACCAGGAUCCCAAGCACAACUUCCUUUGCCAGGUUAUGGGAGAGAAGCAUGUGAGACUUUAUUCUGAUGAGCACACAGACAGCAUGUAUCCACAUCAAAGUCACUUGCUGCAUAACACAAGUCAGAUUGACCUGGAUCACCCUGACCUUGACCAGUUUCCAAAGUUUUCUAACCUCCCUUGUUUGGAGUGUACCCUCCGGCCUGGAGACAUGUUGUACAUACCCCCCUACCACUGGCACUAUGUUAAGUCACUGUCAGUCAGUUUCUCUGUCAGCUUCUGGUGGCAGUGACUGGCUUACAAAUAUGUUGUAGAUACCUUCAUAUCACCAGCACUAUGUUUAGUCACCAUCAGUCAGUUUCUCUGUCAGCUUUUGGUAGCAGUGAUUGACUCGACUUAUGAUAUGUUGUAGAUACCUUCAUAUCCCAGGCACUGUACCAGAUUAUGGGGAUUCAAGUGUAACAUGACUGGCCUCACUUGUGCCAAAUAAGAUUAUUCAUCUUGUUACAAGCAAUGAAUAUUCUUUCAAUAAAAAGGCAGCUUUAUUGUAUAAACUUUUUAUUUUAAUUUUCAUUAUUAUAAUCCCUCUUUUCAGCUUGCAAAGUCUAUUACACACGGAUAUCGAAAACGGCACAAACGAUUUUCCUAGAAAUGGGACAUUUUAUAUAUAUAUCUUUGGGAAAAGAAUUACUAGCUAAUUGGCCACACUGGGAAAAACUGGUUUAACCGCUAUAUAUAAUUAAAAAUAGUAAUAAUAAUUAAAUUUGAUCUGAAGUUAGGGUUAGUUAAGACAUUCUAUAUCUUGAGCAAACAUGUCAGCUGGUAUUCCUGUAAGUAUUCUUGAUUAGAGAGUUAAAUAAAUAAAUAGACUUUUUUUUUCUGCACUGUCUCCUACAUCAGGGUCAAUAGGCCCAUCAUCAGAAUCUUAUUUAGAGUAACCAGGAUUUUUUUCUGGGGGGAAGGGAUAUCAGGGGGGGUAAAAAGAUUUCCUUUUUUAAAAAAAAUAAAAAAAUCUAUCAUUCAUUAGUUAUUAAGAGCUAGUUAAUCACCUAUACAAAUAUUAGUAUAAAGGAGAAUUAAAAAAACAACUUUUUGUAUGUUACUUGUUUACUUUU